GGGUCAGGCUGUUGUUGUUUCUCCCGUACAAAGGCGCGACACCACUCGCUUUAAUACAGAUUAGCGUAUAUAUCCAUGGCGACUGUGCCUAGAAACUUUCGAUUACUGGAGGAGCUUGAGAAGGGCGAGAAGGGUAUUGGAGAUGGAACCUGCAGUUACGGUCUCGCCGACGAUGACAUUCUGAUGCAUAACUGGCAUGCAACUAUUCUUGGCCCUGGUCAUAGCGUACACGAAAAUAGAAUUUACAGCUUAAAGGUUAUCUGCGGCGAAAGAUACCCCAACGAGCCACCUCAGGUACAAUUUGUUUCCAAGAUCAAUCUCCCAUGUGUGAACCAUACGAAUGGCAAGGUCGAUUCAUCUAAACUCUCGUGUUUGGCUAACUGGCGAACGGCAUAUACUCUUGAAACUGUCUUGACUGACCUUAGAAGAUGGCUACUGCAGGUAGGAAGCUACCUCAACCGGCCGAAGGCACUACCUUUUAAUACAUCAAUUAUGAUAAAGAUUUCAUUUGACGUUGACAAAUAGUCUUCUUGUUUCUGUUUUUUGCCUCCUUUCUUUUUUUUUUUCUUCUUUUGCUCCUGCCCUACCGCAGUCCUUUCGCCUUCCUCUUACCAAAGUAUAACCUUCAACCCAUGUUGAUUGCUUUACAUGCUAUUUGAAAUUUCUUACAAUAAAUACCACAAUCAGGAUGCUACGUAGCAAAGUAUCAAUCUGCGAA
Messenger RNA from Umbelopsis ramanniana AG, 718 nucleotides. RefSeq lists its product as uncharacterized. NCBI's taxonomy places the organism in Eukaryota, Fungi, Mucoromycota, Umbelopsidomycetes, Umbelopsidales, Umbelopsidaceae. The transcript is spliced from 5 exons. Gene Ontology annotation, biological process: DNA damage tolerance; protein K63-linked ubiquitination. The coding region runs from base 76 to 525 and encodes 149 amino acids. The record is from RefSeq and is a predicted model, not a curated record. Gene Ontology annotation, cellular component: nucleus.